CCGCGUAGUAAAAUUGAUGUAACAUCCGAGUUUCCAUAUAAUAAGUCAUGUUUAAAGUGGGGACAAGUUAAGGUAAAUUUACAGGAAUCCUACAGAGAAACUCAAAGUGGCUGAGUAAAUUGAAAUUUAAUUUGUAUAUUUAAUUAUUAUUAAUUAUUAGAACUGAGACUUACUUACUACUUCCUACUACUUAGUUACUAUUACUAUAGGCCUACUACACUCACUAUGGCUACACUACUUAUAAGUAGUUAUAAUAUAAGUGACUUAAUAAGUAAUAGGGCGGGUUGAUCAGUUUAAACAAUAAUUGUUUAAAAAAGACAAAGUCACAAUCAAUCACAAUUAUUGAAUUGUGAUUGAUUGUGAUUUUGUCUUUUUUGCUUUCUUUAUACUAGAUCCUUGACUUAAAGUCUAGUCUUACUUUAGUCCUUUCACGCCUUUCUUUAGUUUAAUUUAAACGUUAUCCUAAUUAAAUAUUGAUUUUAAAUUGGUCGUAGUUUUAGCCUACUAACUUAACUCACUUAAACUUUACAAUUCAAGACAUACCAAUAUCAUUUUUUUAAAAUAUCAAUUCAAUGUCAAUGAUAAUAUUAUCAUUGACAUAUGAUCAGACAUAUGGCAGGGCCUCCUUACUUUUUGCCCCACUUAGUUCAGUCUAACUGGGCCCUAGGGUAAUCUACCACUUGAGUGUUGGUUAUGAAAAAAAUCUUGUUGUUUAAGUUUGAAGCGCUAUAAUAAUAAUUUAAUGCUCAUGAAGUGGUAUAUUACCCAACUAGAAUUAAGUAACUAUGACUAUUACUUUUACUUAUACUACUUAUAUUUAUAUAAUUUUAAGUUAUAUUCUGUAAGUUUAAAUCAACAAAAGUACUUAAAUUAAAUUUAAAAAGUUACGCUUUCUUGCCACUAAUUAAUAAUUAGUUUUAAAACUUUAUGACUAUGACUUUAUGGUGAUGUCAUCAUUUUUUCAUAGUAUUGUCAUAGUCGAUGAAUAUUAGGAAAGACAUGAAUGAUAACAUAGUCACAGUGACUCUGAUGUUGUCAUUAUAGGCCAUCCACAAAUAACACCACACAUAUGGAGGGAUGUUUUUGAUGAUCAUGAAGGUAUCUAAUUCUCUAAUGAUUUGUAAGAUUGGGGAGGGUAAUAGACAUCGACCAAAAUAGAGUGAAAUCAUAUUCAUAUAUAACAUCACACUAUUUUAGACACACCCCCCCCCCCCCAUCAUCAUAAAUUUGUCUCAGAAUUUAACACACUCAUUAUCAGUAAUACAUUAUCAAUCAAAAUUUUUGCCCCCCUCCUACCUUAGAUGCAUGUCAUUUAUGGAUGGUCCCGCUUUCAAUUCUUAUAAUUUCAUAAUUCAAGUAAUCAAUACAUUAAUUUUUGAAAAUUUUCAGUAGUAUUUUGACAUUAAGUUGUGUUCUGCACUAUUUAUUUUAUAGGCCUAUAGUAUUUAUGAGAAUGGUUUCUAUUGACACAAUCUUGGCUAUAUUAAAUAAAUAAUUUACACAAUUAAUGCACUGGUAGUGGUGGGCCCAUUACUAGUAUUAACGUUAGUUGCAUAGUUUUCAUAAUUUUCAUAAUUAUUUUUAGGUUUGGAAUUUAUUUUAGUUUCCUCCUAUAUUUUAUUUUAGAGACUGCACAAGUUUCCACUAUUCUAAAAGCAAAUUUAUUGAAAUGCCUCAGUAUGGAUGGGAGUUUUGUGGUGAAGGAUUUGCAGGUGUUCAAAAGUUCAGAAACUUAAUAACAGGCGUGAAAGAAAAUGGGAACUGUAGUCAAGAUAAAGAAAUGGAAAGUCUUAUUAGAACUGAUGGAACACCUGAUAAAACUAGACAUCUGAAGAGAAGGAAAGUUUCAGUGAAGGCACAAAAACAAAAUUUCACUUCUGCAGCUGUAAAGCAGUCAAAUUUUCCAGAGAGAGGACAUAAACAGGAAGAGUUUUUAUCAGAAUUUAAAGAUGUCUUAGCAACAGGUUAGUUAUAUAUAUUAUAAUUUUGUAACAUUGCCAUAUAUCUGGAUAUGAUUUUUUGAAAAAUUAAGCAAGCUGUGAGGACUACAGAAGACGCAGUUUUCAUUUUUUCUUUACACACUUACUGUACUAAUAUAACGAAAUAAGUUUUGUUCGGUGGUUAAAUUUAUGCCUAUUUGAACAGAUCAGAUAUCUCAACCUGAAGAUAUUCAUUGGUCAUCAAGCUCGUCUGAAGAGCUUGAACCUGAAGUUGACCUAUCUACAGUUAAAAAUGGCAAGCACUCUAGUGUUCAACCCAAAAAGAGGCGCCUAACGCAAAAAAAAGGGCCCUUGCACCGAACUAUCAAAGAACAAACAGAUAUCACAGAGCCAGGAUUACAGUCCCAGAAAUCUAUAGUUAAAGAGAUGGCCGCUUGGCAAAAUAAAAGUUAUAAUGUUGAGUUAGCAGCCCAGCCAUUAGCAGAUAAACAAAUUGAUCCUUGUAGGAAUUUGAAGACAACUUCAAGAACUGUGAAACAAAACCAAGACCCUGAUGUUAGAUGGUCAGAAUCUUCAUUUCAAGUUGUCAACAAUGUUGUUGAGUGUCAUUCUCCAAAUCUGCACAAUAAAGUCAAAGCAACCAAGAAACCAAAAGUAGUCCGUAAAUUAAAAAUUGCUGAAGAUGAAGAAUCUUUAGAUCAGAUAUCAGAUGUUGAGUCCUUAGGCGAUGACAGAAGAGAUGAUAUAGUUGAAGAAAAUGAUUUGAGUGAUGUUGAAAACACAGAAAGUGGACUCCAACAGCCAGAGUUAUUGCAGGUGAGUGUUAAGAAAAUUUAAAAUAAUUCUUCCAGACAUGUAGUCUAGACUAAACUUUCUCUUACAUUUUAUAAUAAGAUCUGCCAUGAGUUAUGAUGAUGUUUUAGAAUAAUAUUUUUGAUCAGCUCAUUCAAAUAUAGUUCCCAUCCUUAAAUAAAUAUAUAUACACUUUAUUCAUUUUUCUUUUAUCUCAAAAAUUCAAAACUGCAUAAGAGAUUAAAGAGAUUAAAUUAUUACAAUUAUUGUUUCCUGAUGGCCACCUCUCUUUCCUUUCUUGUUAUUAUCAACUUCAUUUGGCUGAUUUAUGAAUAUUGUUACGCAGCCUAUGUUGUUCAAUGCAUUUGAACAAGCUCAUGAUCAAGGGGAAUUUGAUAAGGGGCUAAGACAUGUAGAUUUUAGACAUACGGCUGGCUAAAAUGAAGACAAUCAGUGCUCUAUAUAAUUGUACCUUAUUACAUUGAAAAUUAUAUAAACAAAGAUACAUAAAAUCUACAUGUUAAGAAAUGAAUAAAGGUCUAACACUAACAAUAUCUAAAUCUCACAGUAAUAUAAAGAGUACCAUCACAAGUCUAAGUUCCUGGAAUUACUAUUGCUGCUAACUAUCGGAUGGCCCUAUCUCAUGCUUAGCAAAUGCCACGGAAAGCUAGUCACGCAUCGAUAUGCUCAUCUUGUAUCUCUCCAACUGUAAGGGAAUGCAAUCAGUACUUACACAGAUUCAUUUUGCAUGGCUUAAAUGUAGGCCAAACGUUCGCUGCAGACACUGGUCUGGCACCUUAUUAUUCUAAAAACUUCUUACCCUUCCUGGAAGGUGGUAUGCUGACAAGGCUAGGUCAGUGGAGUAUAUAACAAAAGGGCCCUUCUAUGUAACAAUAUAUAUAUAUAUAUAUAUAUAUAUAUAUAUAUAUAUAUAUAUAUGUAUGUAUGUAUGUAUAAAUAUUUGGUUUGGUGAAAAUUGGGUUUUAAAUUAAGGUUUCAUAAGGUGCUACAGGGCUUAAAUUUGGUACACAACUAUUCUAGACGUGGGUUUAAUCUAACAAAAUUAAGUGGAACUUUGAUUUGCCAAUAAUGGAAAUAUAUAUAAAUUUUGAAUAGAAAGCCAAAAAAGAUGCGUUUACAACAGUGAAGCUAUGGUGACCAAAAAAAAUCCCCCCUCUUAAUUUAUACCAAUAAUUGAAUAUAUAUAUAUAUAUAUUUUUUUUAUCCACUUUUUUGUUUUUAGAAUGAGAUUAUCAGUGGCACAUCCAGCUCAUCAGAGUCAACUCAAGGGGUAAAGAUUAAAGCCAGUGACUGGGUUCUUGCUCUUCAGAAGCAGAAGACCCCAGUCAAAAAUGAAAUGUCGGAUAAUCAGCAAGAGGGGGAUUCAGCUAAGAAAAGAAGAAAAUUUACCAAGUGAGAUGAACAAAAAAAUACUUGAGGUUUAUUUUUAUAUUUUAGAGGACAACAUAAAAUUGUAAGGCAAAUUCAAGGAAGUCCUAGAGCAGUUGUGUUUAUUACGUGUCUUAAACUGCGCACUUUCUAUUCAGCAGACAAUGGAAUUCUUAUUUAAUCCCACUUUAGUCAUAAUUUUAAGAUAUAUUAAUUGCCCUGAAAUGAGUAGCAAUCUUAAUUAUGCUCUGCUACAAGAAUUCCUAAUAUUAAAACUGUUUAUAGUUAAAGGAUCACUAUUUGAAUCCAAUAACAAGUUGCUAUUUUAUAAUUAUUAAAACUUUAAGCUUGGGCAAGGGUUACUUGCAUGAAUGUUAGCUCUUGUAUAAAUUCUGAAUAUCAGCUGAGCCUAAUUUGAAAAUUGCAUUGACAUUUUUUAAAAAAAUUAGAGGCAGUAUGACUGAUCGAUUGAGUCGCCUGAUAAGUAGAGAGAAGUCUUCUAUUAGAUUCUGGCACCACUCAGUUAAAGAAGGCACUUUUGAUGGUAAGCAGUCAGCUUUCUAAAGUAAAAUGGAGAUACACAUUUCUGUUUUUUUGGAAUCUAUCUCAUGUUUCACCUGUUCGUUCAAAGUUUUGAAAAUAUAUUUAUAAUACAUCGAUAAUGUUGAAUUGUAUUAUAUUCUACUGUGAUUAUGUUCUAAAUGAAUGUUAAGAAUGAACAUGAAAGGAAUAAAAAAAAAUCUGAUUCUCCUUUCAAUGACUGUUUGUUUUUACAUGGCAUCUUGUUUUUAAAGUAAAAUUAUGUUUUCCCAAAUACCAGAUACCAAAGGAAACUCUUCAACCAUGCAGCUGCUCUCAAUGAAGAAGCAGUUCUCAGUUUACAUAUCCAGGUGCCACAUCAUAGCUGGCAUGGACGCCGGCUCAGUUUGCAGGACAAUAUUUUCCAUUGACACUGUGGACAAACUAUUGCUGAAGGCAGGGGUUUUUGUUGAGAUAUUCCCUCCAUGGUGAGCCAUGUCAUGUCAUAUUUAAAAUAUGGUAAACUUGAUUACUGUAAAUACCAGGGGAAUGAUUCUCAAACCAUGGCAGUGAUUCUCAAAAAGCUAGAACAGUUAAAUUUGAAGUGUGCCAUGAGAUUUGUGAUGGACAUUGGAUUUAGUGCAAAAUUUCUUGAAACUAUAAACUCAUCCAUAAUUACUUAUUUUGCUGAUGUUAUACAUUAAUUAUUAUGAUAUGCUACUUAACAAAAAGUUUUGAAACCCCUGUUCUAGAUUGUGCUUAUUGAAUAACAGAGUGUUAAUUUCUGUAAAUUACAAAAAUAAUUCCAGGCAACAGCUAGAUGAGAGUGGUGCAGAAAAAACAUUUCUAUGUACAAAUUUUGUAAGAAUCGUAAAGUCUUCAACAAAGAUUGUCCACACUGUUAAAUUGCCUGGUGAAGCAAAAAGCUCUGUAACUGUGUUGGCCAAAUGGAAGUGUCCUUGUUCACAUGGUAAUUAAUUUAUGUACACAUUGCAACUGAUAGAUUCAUCAAUUGUUUUUGGAAACUCAAAAAAUAAAUCAAUAUUAAAAACUGAAUUAUUUGAUCCUUCCAAGUAAAAAUAAAAUAAUAAAAUAUCUUUGACAUUGAAGUAAAAUAUCAAAGGAAUAAAUACAGUACGCAAAAAGGGAACUUCUCACCAGAAUUUAUAAAAUUUCCCUGUUAUAUUAUUGUACAGUCGUUUGAAGAAAAGAAAAAAAUGACUAAAACACAGGGGAUGAGUCCUUGUGUGUUUAAGAUAAUCAUAAAAUCCUCAUAUUUUGUGUUUGUCAUUUCUUACUCUUGAAGACCAGUCUCAGUUGGACAAAGUCUGUCCUGCAGUAAAGUUUCCAGUUUCACCAAAUAUUUUUAAUCAGGUUUGAUUUGAUUUUUUUUUGUCAUUGGUAAUAUUUUUUAUUAAUGAUAUUUAUGAUUUAAAUUUUUUUUUUAUAAUUCAUUUUUUAAAAUUAUUAUUUUUCAAAUCACUGAAUUAACAGAGCAUAAAAAAUGACUUUCUGAUGUAAAACACAUUUUUUGAAUGUCAUGUUAUGCUCUGUUAAUUCAAUGAUUUUUUUUUUAUGGCUGUGGCAGAGUAAUUUUCUUUUUUGCCGAUUCAAGUGGAGGUCAGUGUAGAAAUGAACAGAAAUAAUUCAAUCCUACACAAUUUUGAAUGUAAAUGAAAUGAAUACCCUUUAAUGAUGUUAAGAAAAAUCAGUCAACAUUUGUAUAUUAUAAUUGCCAUGUAACAAUUUUAUUGGAUUUGAAACAAUGAACAUAGUCGUAUUUCAAUUAAUUGACUUAUUUUGACAAACUGGCAUGCAUGUCUUUAAUUUCUUACAACUCUUUCAAUUGGUGUAUUAAUAAUUUUAACAUCAUCCUCUCAGACACCAGAAACAGCUUUGCCACAUCCGUCGGUGAAGUUGCUGUCAAUUGGAGGAUUGACCUGGCCAUCUUUUGUAAUAAUCCAAGAGAGGUUAACUCUGCUUGAAAGCAUGGAAAUCAACCGCAUUGAUGGGGCUUGUUUACCAACCUUUGUUGCCACUGUUUUAAGAGUUUUCAGACAUCGAGUUUUAAAAUCAAGAAAAAUCAGGUGAUGCCAUGUUUGGUAAGAAAGUAUUGUGGAUGAAUGUUCUCUCUUGCUCAUUAAACUUCCUUUCAAAAGCAUGGAAGAAACAUUUUAAAAAGAUAGUAUAAUUUAUUGUGGUAAAUUUUUUUUUUUUUUUACUUUUCUACUGUCGGCCCUGUGUUGCAGUGGUAAUGUUAAAUGUCUCUCCAACAAGAGGUAGUGGGUUGAAUAGGUCUGGGGUUAGCUCCAGCUCUGACUAUAAUAACAAGGUGAAAUGUACUCGGCCCGGUGAGGCAGCUAUUCUGGGGGAGGGGGGUGGGGUGUAAGCCAGAGUUGGAAGGUAGCAGCCAACUUGGCAUGGGAUUGAAAAUUAGGUGUCUAUACAAAAGUAAAUGACUGUAGCAGUUAAGUUUUCAGAGAUAAUUUUUAAAAAAAAAUGAUUAAAUGGCUCUACCAUAUAACUGAAGGUAUCAUGUCAAUUGAGCUCAGUUAAAUGUUGACAUGUUCAAUAUUAGAUAAGUUUCAAUAUUAGAUAAUAAGUUUUUUGCUAUUGUGCAUGGAAUUUAUGCAAGAUAUUUUUUUUUCUCAAGCUGUGAUAGUAUGUUUUUUUUUUUAUACAGUCCAAAAUGCCAAACAGUUUUUCCAGAGGAAUUAUUUGUUAACAUUCUUUUAAAAUGUAUUUUUUUUUUAAGGCACCAGCUUCUCCUGGAAGAUUCCUCAGGUACUAUUAUAUUCACAACAUUGCCAGAUGAUCAUGUCAAUACAGUGACUGUAACGCAGUUGGAAGGCAAGAGCUGUUGUUGUUCUGGCCUGGCCUUGAGCUCACGGACCAACAGAGACAAGUGAGUAUAUGUUUUAAAUGACUUGCCUUUCAUUAGCUAAUCACAAAGAUAACAUCAUCUCGCUUUUGUCUCUAAAUCUGUGUGAAUAUCUAUUGUAUUGAAAUUCCAUCUUGAGGUGCCAAAAAAAUGGAGUUCGCUUGCUUGUCCACUUGAAUGAUCAAGUGCUUUGACUUGCUUUUCCACUUGAAUGAUCAAGUGCUUUGACUUGCUUGUCCACUUGAAUGAUCAAGUGCUUUGACUUGCUUGUCCACUUGAAUGAUCAAGUGCUUUGACUUGCUUGUCCACUUGAAUGAUCUAGUGCUUUGACUUGCUUGUCCACUUGAAUGAUCUAGUGCUUUGACUUGCUUGUCCACUUGAAUGAUCAAGUGCUUUGACUUAGAGAACUCAUACAAAUGUGUGCCGUGUACUAAAGGCAGUUUGGCUUACAAACAAAAUCUUACACAAUUUCCAUUUAUCUUUAAUCCAGACAGCCAUCUUUGUUCAGUGCUGUAGAUGUUGCAUGGACUCAACGGUUUCCUCAGAGUGGCAGUGAUGCUUCAGAUUGUCUGCUGGUAACAUAACUUUUCACCUUUUUAAACAAGCUGUUAAGUUAUCAAGCUUCAAAUUUUUUUUUUUAAAGUAUUUUUUUAAUUUCGAAGAGAUGGCUUUACCAUUACACUUUCAAGCAAUUACGAAUUUCUAAUUAUAAAAAAUAUUUUAAAAAAAAACAUUUAAAAGUCUGAUAAAAUAUAAUUAAAUUAAAAAAAGGAAGAUUUAAAAGCAACAUUUAAGAACUGAAACUGAUAAGUUUAAAUAAUCGGUUGUAAACAAUUUGUGCGUCCUUUGUACCCUUCCUUCAUAGUUUAUCAUUAACUUUCAUAGCGACCCCUGAAAACACCCAACUUUGCCUAUGUGUUAGAAUCUGCGACAGGCUUGAAUUGUGAAUUUGUCAUAGAGAAAGUUGCUGAAAAGGUAGAAAUGCCAGCAAUAGAUGUGAUAUCCUUGGAGCAGCUGCCUCAGGUAUUUCAUAAGAGCAGUGCUAAAUAAAAGUUCAGGGUGAAUUACUAUUUGAGUCUCGUCUUCAAAGCUCUAAUGUCUUAAGGCCUACAAAUUGAAACAAAUUAAUUGAUGGCUCUUUUAAAAAAAAUAAAUACGAAAUAUAAAAAUUACUCUUGUGGUCAAGCAAUGCUUACAGUCUUUUAUUUUGCUUUCUUAGAUAAACUCUGGAAGCCGAAUUACAUUUCUGUCCAGAUUUGUUGUCAACUCAAGACUGAAUGAGGUUUGCAUUAUUGUCUAUAAAAACUAGCAAGGUCUACUGUAUAAUUUUUAUCAAAUUAUAUCAAUUAGUAGGCCUACUUAUUGUUUAUCAAAUCAAAAUUCAUUUUUAAAAAAAACUUUUCUUAUACAACAAAAAGAAUAAAAUUGUCACUUAAUGGACCCAAUUAUAAAUAGAAGUGAUACAAAUUAAUUGUGUAGAUCAUAUUGUAUAAAAUGACAAUUUUAUUUAAUUGGUCCAUUAAAAUGAAAUUGAAAGAUAAAAUAAAGCUGUAUUAGUGGAUUCUGUUUAAUUUAAAUCAAUUUUAAAAUACAUCAGUUAUUUAUAGAAUUUUUUUUCCCCUCUGCAUUAUGUCCAUAUGGCUAAUCAGUUACUUAUGUAGAAAUACAAAUUUUUAGUUUUUACAGAAUUAAAUUUAAUAAUAUUGCAUGACAAUUUUUUUUUCAGUGAUGCUAUUUCAAUUAUUUCAUAUAGUUUAUCAGGGGUCUAAGCUUUUAGCCCUACCCUGAGAAGCAAUGAUAAAUUAUAUAACACCCCAAUCCAGUUGUGGAGCAGAUUGUAUUAGACUUGAGGGUAAUGUCACCAUUGUUAACACUUAUCCUAAUUUCCAUUAACAAAUAGUUCUUAACAUAACUCAAGAUUUGUUUUUAAAAAAAAUCUCUUUUUGUUUACAGCAAAGUGGUUCUCAAACUGCUUAUGUUUUUGAUGGCUCUUGCGAUCAAGCUGGGUACACUGCAUUGCAUCGAUUGGAAGUUGGGGCUGACUGUGUUCUGGAAAGUCAAGUGUCUGUUGCUCUGUUCAAGGAUGUCUUGGUUAAAAAAGGUACACUUUGAGUAGACACACACUCCUUGCACCAGCAUCAUCUGAUCUGAUUUGUUACUUGAGAUAACUUACAAUGUCAAAAAAAAAAUUUAUUGAUUCAAUUAAAUAUGUAAAGAAAAUAAUUUCAAAUGCUCAUAAAUUAGAGGGGAGUAAAAGCUGUAUGCUCUGCUGAAACUUAAUCUUUUAACUACAUGCAAACUAAAAAUAAUAAUAAGCCGGUGUACAAAUGAAUGUGUUGUACGACAUUAGCUAAUAAUUAUAUUUUAAAUGUUUAAUGGACUUGUCCAAAAAUACACUGAAUAUUAUGUGCUUCAUUGCUUGUGUUCCAUAACCAGAUUGUCUGUACUGUGACAGUUUUACUCUAGUGCUGAGCCAACAGUCAUGGCAAGACUGGGAUGUCGCAACAAGAAUCAGCAGGGCUUUACUGGACAGGGUGAAAUCAUGUUUGAUCAGAUUACCACUGGUCAAUCCAAGUUCUCAGCCUGGGGAUCUGGUUAGUGCUCAAGGUAUAUGUAGAAAUUAAAAAAUUUUUUAAAGAAUAAUUAUGCUGUACUAAUGCCGAUGAAAUUACUCAUUCUAUUCAACGGAGAAUUUUAUAAAUAAUUUCAGGAAUUAUGAUUUGAUUUCCACAGGUGUGAUAUCGAGUGUUGAUGACAGCACUGCCUACUCAUGGGAAGAAUGUGAGGAAUGUGGAAGUGACAAACUGGCAACAUCAGAGGAAGCAGGGUAAAUAAAUAUACACAUCCUCAUCUCUUAUAUACAUUUUGCUUCUGGCAUGUCCUGCUUCCUCUUCAAUACCACCUUUCUCCCAACUCCAUAUGUUUCAUAUCAAUAGUACUGAGUGAAAAAAUAAAAAAUUAUGUCACGCAGUGAGCCUCAUGCAUGAUAGUUGAACUCAGGUCAAUAGUUACAUUUAAUUUUUUAUAAUGUGGAGGCGACUAUUAUAUUAAUCAUUAAAGGCCAGUAGGUAGGGUGUAGGACGGUCUAUUGUUUAGCUCUUUGGCUGUGGAAUUUUUUUAUCGCAUAAAUGUACAUUUUCUUUAAAGAGCAAAAAAGAGUGAGAGGUUGGGUUUAUUAAAAAAUAUUUAAAAUAUUAUUGUUUGGUUUAUAAGAUUUAACUUGGUAUCAAAUGAAAGAUAAUUGAAUGGACUAUCUGUUUGUAAUCUUAUUUCUUCAGUUUAAUUAAGAUAAGUAACAGAAAAGAACCAUAAAAUGUGAAAACAUGAUAUGCAAAACCAUUCUUCCCCAUACAUCAUCUUCACUUCUAAAACUCAUAUCCUCUAAAACUACUACUAUCGGAAUCAUGCGAUGGAUAUAAAUAUAAAUCAUCUUCACUAUCAAAGAAAUAGUAUAAAACAAUUCCUAACCUUUUUGAGCUGUUAAUCAUCUUAUAUACAUACUCACCUACUAGAGCCGAGGGUAGCCAUAGCAACAGUAUUAAUAUAUAGAAAAAAAAUAGCGAAGAAUAUCAAUAAAAUAAUGCUUCAAAUGAUUACAAAUAAACCUUGGUUUCGCUUAUAAACAGUGAAGUACCACUCUUCUAUGUAAAAGUCUUAUUAAAAAAUAGCUCUUAAAAAGUGUAACCCAGAAAUAGCAACAAAAAAAAAAUAGCAACAUGAGCAGAGUGCGUUGGUCCGUGCUUUUUAGAGCAGCGGAUGAACGUACUGUGAGUUGCGCUGCAGCGAAACAUUUAAAGGGUGUAGGACUGUCUGUAGACCUAUUGUUUAAAUGCCGACAGGUAGGAUAUAGGACUGUGCUUAGGCUGGUUGAAGGCCGGCAUAUAUCGUAAAAAAUCAGAAGUUAACUCUUUUUUUUGUAAUACUUGGACCCACCGGGUACUUUCUCAUAAUACACAGAGUAAAAAAAUUGCGGUCGGUUAAGCCCUUUAAAAAAAUACAUAGUCUAAUUGUGACAUGGUUAGACAUGAAAACAUGUUUGCUCUCGGAUUUAUAAUGUGGUAUGGUGAAACUGUGACAUGGCUACACUGCAUGAUGAGGGUGUAAACUUCCAUGCUGUGGCAAAGUUUGAACUGAUUGGGGAAUGUCAAGUACGUCCAGCAAACAUUCCACAUGGCCAUCAUCAACAACAACGAGUAUGGUGAAACUGUGACAUGGCUACACUGCAUGAUGAGGGUGUAAACUUCCAUGCUGUGGCAAAGCUUGAACUGAUUGGGGAAUGUCAAGUACGUCCAGCAAACAUUCCACAUGGCCAUCAUCAACAACAACGAGUAUGGUGAAACUGUGACAUGGCUACACUGCAUGAUGAGGGUGUAAACUUCCAUGCUGUGGCAAAGUUUGAACUGAUUGGGGAAUGUCCAGCAACGUUGAUCUGGCAGACAGUUAAGAAAUGGAACAGUCUCUACAGUAAUCUUGAGUGAUACAGAAGCAUUCUUGAUGGGACCACAAUUUUUAGUGGGCUUAAUUUUUUUUUUUCUUAGUGAAGUAGCAGUACAUGUUUUUACUGUGUUUUGUAAGGCUGCAGCAAGAGCUACACCUUAUGUGAUUAAAUGAUGACUUUUGUCUAUAAACAGAUUCAUUUACUGCACCAUUUGCCAGAGACAAGUGACUUCUCCAAAAAUGAAGAUGAGAAUGGAGGUUUACAUUGGCCGUACAAUGCUCCCUCCCAAUGUUUUACUAAAAAUUGAUGUAAGUUGUUUGAGAUGUUACAUUUAGUAGUUAUGUCAUGUAUAUAAUGCUUAUUACAUUGAGAUUUCACAGCUAAUUAAACAUUUGCUUCAAAACUAUAAAUGUAUUUUAUAUUAUUAUUUUUUUUUAUUUCACUAUUUUUAACAAACAGUUGUCACAGAGAACUAUAGAAUCCAUAUUGCCCAGUGAGGCAGAUGAAGAGGUAAAUUUGAGAUUAUUAUUACAUUUUGCCCAUUGAUUAUAACAUUAAUCUAGCUAAAGAAUAUACAUUAAUAAUAUUCCUUCAUUAUAUUAAAACUAUUUACUGGAACAACCUGACCUUUCACAAAAUCAACUUCUUUAAAGAAUUUCUGUUAGAAAUUAUUGUUAAUUUUGCAAUUAAAGCUUGCAUGUAAAAAAAAAAAAUCCUUCAUUGUUUAUUCUAAAAUAUGUUUGAAUUUUACCUGACCUUUUUUUUAACUUUCAGGGCUAUGAUGUAGAGCAGGUGAUCAACCGAGAUGUAACUUGUCAGGUUUGUCUGGUCCAGAGUCAGACAUCAGACGACAGCAAAGGCUCUACACUUCUACACUUGGUAGAGAUGGACUGUUAAAAACCUUAAAAGUGUCAGUGUUAUAUUAUUUAGGCUAAUGCUGUGUUUAAAUUCAAAUGGCUGAAUAGGAUUAGGUGUGUACCACAUCCAAAGUCUCCUCGUAUUUCACACACCAUAAAAAACAUGUUGUGCCAUCUUAUUGUUUUUAUGCAAUUUUAUUUUGUUAUGAGAUAGGAUUUCAAUUUUUUUUUAUUAAACUGAAAGUUACUACCCCC
Lymnaea stagnalis (great pond snail) is the source of this 13071-nucleotide messenger RNA. The record is from the annotation of a GenBank genome assembly. Lineage: Eukaryota; Metazoa; Mollusca; Gastropoda; Lymnaeidae.